Coregonus clupeaformis (lake whitefish) is the source of this 1673-nucleotide messenger RNA. Its product is annotated as zinc finger protein SNAI2-like. The coding region runs from base 147 to 929 and encodes 260 amino acids. Gene Ontology annotation, biological process: regulation of DNA-templated transcription. The record is from RefSeq and is a predicted model, not a curated record. The transcript is spliced from 3 exons. NCBI's taxonomy places the organism in Eukaryota, Metazoa, Chordata, Actinopteri, Salmoniformes, Salmonidae. Gene Ontology annotation, molecular function: DNA-binding transcription factor activity, RNA polymerase II-specific; RNA polymerase II cis-regulatory region sequence-specific DNA binding.
CAGCGCUCUCUGCACUACAAUGACACUUCACUGGACUAUGCAAUAAGGAUUUCCGUCUCUGCAGUGAUUUGUCGCGCCCUGAGGGGACCGUUAUAUUGACCAAAAAAGUUUUAUACCAAAGUUUCAGUCCCAUAUAUUUUUCCAAGAUGCCACGAUCGUUUCUUGUCAAGAAACAUAUUAACUCCUCUAAGAAGCCAAAUUAUAGCGAGCUGGAAAGCCCUACAGUAUUUAUUUCACCGUAUCUCUACAAAGGCCUCCCAUUGCCUGUCAUUCCUCAACCGGAGAUCCUUAGCUCGGUCGCGUACAACCCUAUCACAGUAUGGACUACAAGCAGUUUUCCUUUAUCUCCGCUUCCAAAUGACCUCUCUCCCAUCUCUGGAUACCCCUCAUCGCUCUCUGACACCUCAUCCAAAGACCACAGCGGCUCCGAGAGUCCCAGGAGCGAUGAAGACGAUCGGAUGCUUACCAAACUUACAGAUCCUCAUGGAGCGGAGACAGAGAAAUUCCAAUGUAGUUUGUGUAACAAGUCCUAUUCCACGUAUUCUGGACUGCUAAAGCAUAAGCAACUGCACUGCGACGCUCAGACGAGGAAAUCUUUCAGUUGUAAAUACUGCGAAAAGGAGUACGUCAGUCUUGGAGCCCUAAAAAUGCACAUCAGAACUCACACUUUGCCUUGUGUCUGUAAAAUAUGUGGCAAAGCUUUCUCAAGACCGUGGUUGCUUCAGGGACACAUCAGAACGCACACUGGAGAAAAGCCAUUCUCCUGCCCCCAUUGCAGUAGGGCUUUUGCGGACAGGUCCAACCUCAGGGCUCACCUACAAACCCAUUCGGAUGUGAAAAAAUACCAAUGCAAGAACUGUUCCAAAACCUUCUCCAGAAUGUCUCUUCUGCACAAGCAUGAGGAAUCUGGUUGUUGUGUAGCACAUUGAGACUGCUGAGCUGGGAUACAGUGCCACCACCAGAGACCUCUGGUACUUUCCAGUCCUCAAGAACUGUUCAGGGGAUAUUACAUACUGAGGCUUUGUAACCAAAUAUACAAGACCGACAAUCCAUUUAAUUUCAGUGUAAAAACAAAUACUCUGUCUGUCAUGUGCUUUUCAUUUUAAGCAGUAUUUUUCUGCCAUUGCAACCAGUGUUGAACUAUAUGUUAGUUAUACCAUGUACCUUUCGGUCAUUGCUUUUCAUGUACUUUGGGAAGUGGAGAGAUUUGAAAUAAUGUGCCUUUUCAAACAUUUCGAUGUUCUGACCAAUCUCUCUCAGAGGAUAUGUUUCCGGUUAUGUCAUAAUAUUUUUAUUUUUUCUAAGAAACCACAUAGUUAUUCCACAUGGUGUAUGGUAACACACGAUAGAGACAGACUGUGCACAGCCAAUGGAAUAUUUAAAGUCAUUAUAACUUAAGGAAUAAGUGGAAAGACCAUUUUUAGGGUGACAGUAUUACAACUCAAUGACACAAAAACUGUUUUGCCAGCACUCAAGAUAACAAUACUUUUACAAAGUGUCUCACUUUGUCUUGACAAUUUAAGUAUUUUUCUGAAACAAUUGUUUGCAUUUGUAUUUUUAUAUAUUUGAAUGUAAGUGUGACUGAGAUUAUUGUAUUUUUGACAGUGUGAAUUGUGAUACUGAAUAAAUGAUUGUAAUAUUUUUAAGAUGCUUUUUAAAAUAAAAUUCAUGAA